UAGUCGUUACUAGAUCUUUCAUUAUCAUAUGUUUUCCGCACACUGUUGCAAGUGUUAACAUUCAUACACCUGCGAGCUGUUUAAGGCAGUGCAGACUCAUCGCCGAAAAAAAAUCUCUACUCCAAAACACCGUUUUAUUCUUAUCGUGGAGGACUACGCGGGGUUAAUUUUGCGAUUGCUUGACGUACGUUGCGCGAGCUCACCACCUCGGCAAUAUGAUUAUAACGCUGAAAAACUUACAGCAGCAAACCUUCACGAUAGAGAUCGACUCGUCGCAAACUGUCAAAGAUCUCAAGGAGAAGAUCGAAACGCAGAAAGGCUUCCCCGCCGAACAUCAGAAGUUGAUAUACGCUGGAAAAAUAUUAGCGGACGAGCAGCCUUUAGCAGAAUAUAAUAUCGAUGAGAAGAAAUUUAUAGUUGUUAUGGUAACAAAGCCUAAAACUGGUGCUACACCUAAAACAAGCGAAGAACAGCGCACAGAGGGUGGUGAUAAGAAGGAAGAAUCUACUAGCUCGGCAACUACACAACCUAGUUCGAACCCUAAUGUUCAGGAUACUAUACGAGCAGCUAGUAAUGUGCAAGAGCAACCCGUAGCAGCUGCUCCAGCGGCUGGUCAAGCAGAAAGUGCCUUGCUAAUGGGAGAGGAUUAUAAUACUAUGGUAAACAACAUUAUGGAUAUGGGGUAUGAACGUGAGCAGGUCGUACAGGCGCUGCGCGCAAGUUUUAACAAUCCUGAUAGGGCUGUCGAGUAUCUCAUAACAGGUAUACCAGCGCAACUCUUCGAGGAUCCACCUGAAGAUCCACCAGAAGCUCAAGAACAACUUCAGGAUCAAAGUCAAGAUCCAUUGGCCUUUUUACGUUUGCAGCCACAAUUUCAACAAAUGCGUCAGGUCAUUCAACAGAAUCCACAGUUGCUGAACAAUCUUCUUCAGCAAAUCGGUUCCACUAAUCCUGCCCUUUUACAGCUUAUUUCUCAAAAUCAGGAAGCAUUUGUACGCAUGCUCAAUGAACCUGGUUAGUUUAGUGGUGCCUUUUCUCGUAUUGGCGCUGUGAAUGGUGGACCUGGCGCGGGUGCAGCAACGGGCGUAGGAUCUGGUUUAAUACAGAUAACACCACAAGACAGAGAAGCUAUUGAAAGGUUGAAGGCGUUAGGUUUCCCAGAACAUUUAGUCGUACAAGCAUAUUUCGCCUGUGAAAAGAACGAAAAUCUCGCUGCUAACUUCCUACUUUCGCAAAACCUUGACGACUGAAUCGCUCAUCUUGAUUUUGCGCGGUGUUUCGAAUAAAGAACGGGACUGACAGAGGGUGGAUGAUCGCACCAUUAUCAUUUUUACCUUACAAUAAUCAUCUUUAUUUUGUAUAUAGAUAUAUACAAUAUCUAUGCUAUUUUAUUUGUUGUGUAGAUAAAAUCCUGGUGUGUUUGGUAAGCGAUUGAAUUUAAAGAUAAGCGCAUACCAUAACAUUACAUAUAUGUCGACUCUUUUAAGCAUUGUUUCAUAUUUUUAAAAACAUUUCAUUCAAUAUCUAACACAUGUUUAUGAGAGAAAGAAUUGUUGCUUACAGCAGAUGAUGUUAUGAAAUCCAUCCUUAUAGCCUACAAGUGCUCUAAGAUCUUAUAUUUCUUUAAUAUAUAUGGAGCAAUAUAAUUGCAUUUUUAUAUGAGAAAGCCUUACGAGCCUUACUCUGCAGAAGAAUACCUUGCAGUAGUUAUAUAUUGAGGGUCGGGCAUAUAUAAAUUGAAGAUGUGUUCACUCUCGCGUUAAGGUAUGUUUUAUACAUAUCUAAAUGUUUGCAUGUAGGUAUAAUAAGUGCAUUUUGUAUAUUUCUCGGCUUUCUGAUAUAAAAAUUAUAGAAUGCAUCUGUUUGGGUACGUGUACUUGCAUAUAUUCGUAUUAAUGUAUGUAUGUACAAAGAGAUUUCUAUUUUGAAAUGAUAAUACUGUGGUAAACUAAUUUAAAUAUUAAAAAGCUCUCUUAUGAUACACACAUGUUACAAAUCAGUAAAUUGUAAUAGUUUGUCAUAAAAUAUGUAACUUGCCA
Molecule: messenger RNA, 2039 nt
Organism: Trachymyrmex cornetzi
Lineage: Eukaryota; Metazoa; Arthropoda; Insecta; Hymenoptera; Formicidae
Gene: Rad23
Product: UV excision repair protein Rad23
Exons: 6
Biological process (GO): proteasome-mediated ubiquitin-dependent protein catabolic process; nucleotide-excision repair
Cellular component (GO): nucleoplasm; cytosol
Molecular function (GO): ubiquitin binding; proteasome binding; damaged DNA binding
Source: RefSeq, a predicted model, not a curated record